Messenger RNA from Biomphalaria glabrata, 1908 nucleotides. RefSeq lists its product as uncharacterized. Lineage: Eukaryota; Metazoa; Mollusca; Gastropoda; Planorbidae. The record is from RefSeq and is a predicted model, not a curated record. Bases 627 to 1589 code for a protein of 320 amino acids. The transcript has 8 exons.
AGCGAUCUAUUUUAAGAUAGCUGCACAAGACAAAGAAAGUCUGAAAGGUGGUUGAACUAACCAAGCGUGAAGCCAUAUUUGAAUACUAUUGGCGUGAGUCAGAGCCAAUUCGAUCCGUGAGCGUGUAAUUAGUGACACGACGAGGCGGUUUGAACAGAACAGAGACGAACACUUUAGCUGCUAAUAAAUUGUAGCUUUAAAACAACAGCUAGCGCCCCUUGCCUUACUUCUGACGUAAUUCGCCAGUGGAGCGUCGCAACAGCACUUCCACUGGACUCUGUUCCAGGAAACUCCCCUCGGUUGAGUCCAUGUCCAUCCUGCCAUCUUUGUUUCUACGAAACGGCGUCUCCCUACUUCCUUGACACAGUUUUAUGUCAUUAUAGUGCGGACCACGUGACCAGCACUUCACCAAACGCAUUUAUGUUCCUCACCAGAAAUAGUUUGUACUCAUCCGAGCUGUGAGGACGCAGAAGUGUCUUAUAACCGUGAGUCUAUUUGGAAUUAUAUAGUUUAGUGAGGGUCGUAGGCCCCAAGGCCAAGGUCAGCAAAAGUCCAGCUUUAUUUUCCCAGGAGGUAGGUACUUGUUAACAGACAUGGAAGACAAGGACUUCUUCCAAUGAGUAAACAUGGACACCAACAGAACUGCCUUACAGCCGCCUACAGUUGUAGAUGCCAAUAGGGGAGGUGACCAGGACUUUUCUGCUCUAGCACUAGCCGCAGCGUCAUUGGCAGUCUCCAUUAUCUGCCUGACUGUCUGUGUGCUCCUACUCAUUGUGUCCUACAUCAAACUCAGGCAACUGUCGGACUAUCAGGAUUCUCAGCUACAAGACUUGAAGAGAAUCACUAAUGACCAAGAGUACUACAUUGACAACAUUUCCAGGAAGCUGGCCAAAGAAGUCAACAGUAUCAACGACAUGCUUGGGAAACUGGUCAAAACGGACGAAUUCAGAGCGCUACAGUCUCAGUCUCAAGUUCACUCGGAGAUCCUCAACGAAGUUCGAGCAAAAGUCAGCGAAGAGAUGAACUCUGACAUUUUCCUGAUCUCUAUGAAGCUGAAGAAUCUGGAAGAGAAGCUUUACGACAUGGACAAGAAAAUCGAGUUUUAUGAAUACGAUAAACCCGUCAAGACAAAGUCUAAAGAUAACGAUACGUCCAAAAAUAUCCAGAACAAUAGGCUGUUUGAGGAGAUUCUAAAAUACCGCGGGAAAAUUGUGCAGUUGGAGAAGAGAGAAGAAGAAAGAAACAGGAAAAUAGCCUCCUUAGAAGAAAAGAUUCACACCCUAGGAGGGAUUCUAAAUAUCAAACUAACAGAGAAACACGUUGACUAUAGCUCCAGUAUAGACACUGGGUCGUCAAUAGCCUACUCAUUCCUUGAGGCCAAUAGUCCUGCAAUUUUUAAAUCUUUGAGGAAAAUGAAAGUGGACGGGAAUCCAGACGACUCCUACAUCCGGGAGACCAGUGUUGACGUCACGGCUACACCCGUCAUCAAAUUUCAGCUUCCACAUUCGGAUAGUAGUAAGAAUUCUGGCUCGUCUGAUUCAAGCGACAGAACUUUGAACAACGCACAGAGUAAUGAAAGCGUGGUUUAAAUAAACAGCUCAACGGGGAACUGACUGUGCAUUCAAAGAUAUUACUCGGUCGUUUAGAUUUAAAAGAUUUUCUUCCACGUAAAAGAAAUUCGAUAUUGUGGACGCUACAGCCCAAUGAGCCAAGGUAGAGGUCAUGCCCAGAGCUCAGGUCUGUUACCUACACUACAAGUCAACUGACAUGUGUUAAGUCCAGACUCGGUAGAUUGAUCAAUGCAACAUGGACUGAUAUUUAAUAGACUCAUAGAUUCAAUGGGCUGUUCAAAUUCAAUGUAAUAGACUCAUAGACAAUGAUCAGUGCAAUAGACUCUAGGAUCUGAAA